CCUGGCCGCGCUGUCCCGCGUGGUCAUGCGAGGACUAAAAGCAACACGUCUGUUGGAAGCAACAACCCAAACAGACCGAGACAGACCAGAUCCAAGAGCAGCAAGAAACUCGACUCGAUAUACUCUGAUGAUGCUACUAUCGCCUUCAUCAAACGCACCUUGUGCGCUCAGCAGCUCACAGGUCCAGAAGGUAGCCGAGCACGAAACAUUUCGAAGCCUUUGUCUGAACUACUGCCACCUUUGACCACUUCCAAUCAAGUCGACCUCCAACUUUAUGCUCUCAUCUCCAUAAUCAUCAAGGACUUUGUACAGGCUUGGUACUCGAGAAUCACCCCAGACCAGGAAUUCACCGAUCAGGUCGUCCACAUCAUCGCUCACUGCACACGCGCUCUUGAGCAACGAAUAAGGGCCGUCGAUCUGGAAGCCUUGGUACUCGAUGAACUCCCCGAACUGAUCGACGUCCAUGUUACAGCCUAUCGGACUGCAUACAGCGCUUCCUACACUUCCUUACUCGUAGCAAAUCCGAGAGACAUCUAUCACGCCAUCAACCCUCAUCCUGCCCUCUCCCCAGUGCCCUUCGAGCCCGGAUCUCUCGCAUCAUUAGAUCAGGCUGAGAAUGAAGCUGCAUGGCGCCAGUUGCUUGUUCAAGGACUAUUGUCUCAUCUGCUCCCGCCGGAAGAUCUAAAUAAUCCACCGCUAAAAGUGUUGGUGACUGAGAUAUUCUCGGAGUUGAUCAUCGGGCGUGGAGUCUGCGGCAACAUCUGCGAAGGCUGGUUCAUCUGGGAUCUUGUCUCCAAGCUGCUUACCAUCCUUCGUCCUCCUGAACCCGAUGUACACCAGGAACCACCCAUCAGUCCGAAUCGCCUCGAGAAGUUUGGACUCCUCGCAGAUGACAGUGAUGACGCUGAAGAGCCACCCGCCGUUACGAGUAGAAGCCCAGUGGAUACCUUGUCCGGCGUAUGCUUGCAGGUCAUGCAAUACGCCUUCCUUGCCUUCAUAUCAAUACGCGCGUUCUUCACAGCUCUGUCGAAUGCCGCAUCUCUGCCUCCAAGGACGAAUAGUAGAGAAGACUCAACGCAUGCCGAGUUAAACGACAGCGGCUCACUAUGGCAGCAAUCAACACACGACAAGACCAAUCCUAGGAAUGUCUCUGUGGAGUUGCUGCUCGCAUCUGCUUUCUUUGGACUUGCAGAUGCCUUGGCUUACCACCCUGGGUGCAUACAUACAGUGGCUGUUGAUCUGCAGCUCAUGGAAGGUGGGUCACACAGACAGCAGAUUGGACAGCCCCGCAUGUACUUUCAGUCACUUGAUCCCGGCUUGAGCCAAUGCCCUUUCGCGACGGGCCGCCCGCCAGUCAGCCGCAUCUUGGAUGCAGAACGUGGCGCUUGCAGUAAAGAAACACCGACACAAUGGCUCGCGCUGCGUCUUCUGGACACACACAGGAGUUUGCGAGAGGACGCCACGUCGCAUUCCGAAGCGCUCAUCGCAAGGAAGUCAAUCCCGCUUCUGAUUCUCACGACUUUAUCCGGCCUUUACCUCAAUACUUGGAUUCAUCUCUCCAUUGCUACUGCAGGCGAUGUUGUAGUGCGGCUCGGAGACGCCUUCCUCGAUGCGGAAGCUGCAUAUUGUCUUGUCUCAAAGACCGAGAAUAAGCGACAUUCGCCGAGCACCGUCGUCUUGGUCUACCAAUGGCUUGGGGCAUCGAGUAUCUGCUGCAACUUACUACUUUCCCACCACAUACGUACAAAAAUCUUCGAUCCCACUCGCUUACCGAGCAUCCUCUUGCUCAUCCGCACGAACAUGUUCCCCAAUAAUUCUCUCGGCCCCGGUCGCGCUCUAGAACUGCGAGCCAAGUGUGCCGCUUCCAUCAUCGCCGCUCUGCCUCCCAUUAUCGUCAAGCAAGUGUUUGCUGCGAGGGACAGUGAAGAUGUGCAAAAGCAGAUGGAAGAUAUGCUAAAUGUGUUUGGAGAUGCGUAUUUGAACAAGCAUUUGAUAGUCGGGAUCGUGGACUUGGUCGUCGUGAGGUUGUUUCCUGAAUUGGAGAGCAAGAGCGUUGGCGCUGCGUUGAGGAGGGCCGAGAGUAGAGAGGAAGUUCGUUCG
Molecule: messenger RNA, 2100 nt
Organism: Aureobasidium vineae
Lineage: Eukaryota; Fungi; Ascomycota; Dothideomycetes; Dothideales; Saccotheciaceae
Source: the annotation of a GenBank genome assembly